CAAAAGCGCGUACGGCGCGAACGCUUUUUAUUCGUUUUUCGGUUUUUCUGCGCUACGGUUGCUUUCGGUUUCGCCAUCGCCUGCGUCAUCUACACGCUCCACACAAUGGGCUGGAUAUUUGCGGUGCUCAUCGCGCUGGUCGCUCUGCUGUUGACAAAACCUGGCUGGCGCUGGUUCUACAUUGCGGGAGCCACCGCCAACCGCGAUCUGACAGCUCUCUGGGCCUACAUCAAGCUCCUGAGGUAUACCAAGCGCCAUGAACGUCUCAAUUACACUGUGGCGGACGUCUUUGAGCGCAAUGUGCGCGCCCAUCCCGACAAGGUGGCCGUGGUCAGUGACACGCAACGCUGGACCUUUAGCCAGGUCAACGAGCACGCCAACAAGGUGGCCAAUGUACUGCAGGCGCAGGGCUUUCAAAAGGGCGAUGUGGUUGCCCUGCUGCUGGAGAACCGUGCCGAAUAUGUGGCCACCUGGCUGGGUCUGUCCAAGAUUGGCGUAAUCACUCCCUUGAUCAACACGAACCUGCGAGGACCAUCUUUGCUGCACAGCAUCACGGUGGCCCAUUGCACCGCCCUCAUUUACGGCGAGGACUUUUUGGAAGCUGUCUCUGAGGUGGCCAAGGAACUGCCCGCUGAGUUGACACUGUUCCAGUUUAACAAUGAGAACAACAACAGCCAGACGACGGAGAAGGACAUUGCCAGGUCCAAGAACCUAAAUGCGCUGCUCGCUACGGCCAGCAAGGACAAGCCCAACAAGGCGCAGGUUAACCACCACGAUAAACUCGUCUAUAUCUAUACCUCGGGCACCACGGGUCUACCCAAGGCGGCUGUCAUCUCACACUCUCGUUAUCUGUUCAUCGCUGCUGGCAUCCAUUACACCAUGGGCUUCCAGGAGGAAGACAUAUUCUAUACCCCCCUGCCCUUGUAUCACACCGCUGGCGGCAUCAUGUGCAUGGGUCAGUCGGUUCUAUUCGGUUCCACCGUGUCCAUUCGCAAGAAGUUCUCUGCCUCCAAUUAUUUCGCCGACUGCGCCAAGUACAAUGCGACUAUUGGACAGUAUAUCGGCGAGAUGGCCCGCUAUAUCCUAGCUACGAAGCCAUCGGAAUAUGACCGCAAGCAUCGUGUGCGUCUUGUGUUCGGCAACGGACUGCGUCCUCAAAUCUGGCCUCAGUUCGUGGAGCGCUUCAACGUUGCCAAGGUGGGAGAGUUCUACGGAGCGACUGAGGGAAAUGCCAACAUUAUGAAUCACGACAACACCGUGGGCGCCAUUGGCUUUGUAUCCCGCAUCCUGCCCAAGAUCUAUCCCAUUUCGAUUAUUCGUGCCGACCCGGACACUGGGGAGCCCAUUAGGAACAAGGACGGCCUCUGCCAGCUGUGCGCUCCCAAUGAGCCGGGUGUCUUCAUCGGCAAGAUCGUCAAGGGAAAUCCAUCGCGCGAGUUCCUCGGCUACGUGGAUGCCAAGGCCUCGGCCAAGAAAAUCGUCAAGGAUGUAUUCAAGCACGGCGAUAUGGCUUUUCUAUCCGGGGAUCUCCUGGUGGCUGACGAAAAAGGCUAUCUGUACUUCAAGGACCGCACCGGCGACACCUUCCGCUGGAAGGGCGAGAAUGUGUCCACCAGCGAGGUAGAGGCUCAAGUCAGCAAUGUUGCCGGCUACAAGGAUACCGUUGUCUACGGCAUAACCAUUCCGCACACCGAAGGCAGGGCUGGCAUGGCAGCAAUUUACGAUCCACAGCGGGAGCUCGAUCUCGACGCCUUCGCCGCCAUUUUGGCAAAGGUGCUGCCCGCCUACGCUCGUCCCCAGAUCAUUCGUCUCCUGACCAAGGUGGAUCUCACCGGCACGUUCAAGCUGCGCAAGGUGGAUCUGCAGAAGGAGGGCUACGACCCGAACUCUAUCAAGGAUACUCUCUACUAUCAGACCUCCAAGGGACGUUACGAGCUGCUCACGCCUCAGGUGUACGAUCAGGUGCAGCGCAACGAGAUUCGUUUCUAGGCGACGCGACUCGAUGCAUGAAAGCCUUGCCUUUUUGCCCAAUCAUAUGCUGUUAAUUAAUUUGUAAGAAAAAAAACGACGAGGCGAGUUUAGUUUAGGAAGAGAGAAAGAAACACGGGAAGAAUCCGCACUGAACCCGUGGUCAGCCGCGGGAUAGAAAGAUCAACAUGACACAUUUUUUUAUACCCUAAGCAUUCCAAUAUGAAUCGUAGUUGUUUGCAUUUUAAAUGCUUUUGGCUUUAGCUAAGAGAACCUUGUUAAUGUGCAAUUCAAGCUAUUUGUUUUUAGUCAGUUUUAGUGGCAUUUACACUUCCAUUCUCGCUGCAUUUGCAUCUAUGUACAUACGAGAAGCUACAUACUCCGAUGACGAAUAAAGUUUGUUUCUUCCAUCACAGA
Messenger RNA from Drosophila serrata, 2385 nucleotides. It is a transcript of the gene Fatp1, whose product is annotated as Fatty acid transport protein 1. The record is from RefSeq and is a predicted model, not a curated record. Gene Ontology annotation, biological process: long-chain fatty acid import into cell; long-chain fatty acid metabolic process. Gene Ontology annotation, cellular component: plasma membrane; endoplasmic reticulum membrane. Gene Ontology annotation, molecular function: long-chain fatty acid-CoA ligase activity; long-chain fatty acid transmembrane transporter activity. NCBI's taxonomy places the organism in Eukaryota, Metazoa, Arthropoda, Insecta, Diptera, Drosophilidae.